UGCAUGGUAUGGUGACUAAUAAUCACAGCUAUCCCUGAGCACUUGUUAUUAAGAAAUGGAAAUCCUAAAAAACUUUCAGGAUAAUCCCGGUAUCACGGCGCAGUUAUCCUUAUGUAUUUCCACACAGUACACAGAGGCCACAAUAAUCUGACGACUGAUGAGCAGGGACGCAGAUAAGCCCCUGCACCAACAUACGUUUGUGGAGUUGUGUAGUUUGCAUGUACGCUCGUAUCAAGAGACAAAAUGUGCCGUGCUGGCGCCUCCUGUCGACAGUUACGGGUCACUGCCGGUGCACAGAGCUGCAGAAAGACAGGAGUAUUCUCAGAUUUCCCGAUUUCUCCCAGCCGAGUCCGCUGUGCAGCUUCCACAUCACGGCCGACAGCAAACCGAGACGACGACGACGACGACAUGCGCCCAGCGUGCCCCAAUUCCGCAUUCAUUACCGAAGGCCAGCGUCGUCCCAAACCCAUCUAGAUCCAGACAAGCUCCAGAACAGACCCCGCCACCACACCACACCAAAGCAAGUCAUCUGGUGUCCAGUUGGUUCCCAUCUGUCAGGAGAAUCGAUCCUAACGGAAUGGUGCCUCUGAGAUGACCUGCAUGACCUCACUUUUCUCAAGAGAUCAUUCUCCAAUCAAAAGAGCGGAGAGAAAUCUCGCCGGGACAUGGUUGGCAGGUUCGCAUGAUGGACAGGUGAUGGAGUCUUCCAUCAUCUUUCUCCACCAGUGACUCGGCCUGCCAGCCCUUCCUCUGAGGUAGAAGUGUGUACGAGCAGUGCAAGGCCUCCCAUCUCUCUGCCAUGGUGACAUAAGCAGUGCUGCAAUAUGAGGGAGAGCCAGCUCGAGACCGUCUCAUUUCUUUCUCCAGUAGCUGCUCCAGCUGCUACCUUAGCAUUUGUAUUUCGCUGCUUAACGAGACUGACUUUGUUGUGAAUAAUUCCUGCUUGGCGUUUUCUACCCACACCAAGAGAGACUGUCCUCGAGGCGUGUUGCUGGGCCGGUGGGGCGGAGAGGCGUGGCUUGAGACGAUGCUGGGAUGCAUGACACGAGUUCGUCGGCUGGUCCGUCUCCUCCCCCUCCAGACCUCACUCCUCAUCCUCUUCCUUUUCUGUACUGUCAGCGUCUUCAUUUCUGCCUACUUCCUCUAUGGCGUCAAGCGGGAGCUGGAGCCAUCGGGAGGUGGCGUUUCCGGGGCCGAGGGAGCAUCUGCUGACUCCGAUGACCCGAGGGUCACUCCGUCCCGGCUUCUACCUUUGCGGAGCGUCUCAGGGGGCCCCAGGGUGGAUCCCGGAGGGGCCAGGACAGAUCCUGUGGUUCUGGUUUUUGUGGAAAGCCAGUAUUCUCAACUGGGUCAGGAGAUUGUGGCCAUCUUGGAAUCUGGCCGGUUCAGGUACCGGACUGAGAUCUCUCCCGGUAAAGGGGACAUGCCCACAUUGACAGACAAAGAAAGAGGGCGUUUCACACUGGUGAUUUAUGAAAACAUUCUCAAGUAUGUUAACUUGGAUGCCUGGAACCGAGAGCUGCUGGACAAGUACUGUGUGGAAUAUGGAGUGGGCAUCAUUGGCUUCUUCAAGGCCAAUGAAAACAGUCUGCUCAGUGCGCAGCUGAAAGGCUUCCCUCUCUUUCUGCACUCUAACUUGGGUCUGAAGGACUGCACAGUCAACCCCAAGUCCCCCCUGCUCUUCAUCACUCGAUCUGGGCAGCCUCUGCCAGGUCCACUCCCUGGGGACGACUGGACCGUUUUCCAGUCCAACCACUCAACAUACGAGCCUGUGUUGUUAGCCAAGACACAAUCAGCAGAGAGUGUUGCAUCGAUGGGCCAGAACGCUGCUCUGCUCCCAUCAGUGGUUCAGGACCUGGGGCUCCAUGAUGGUAUCCAGAGGGUCCUGUUUGGCAACAACUUGGUCUUCUGGCUGCAUAAGCUGGUCUUUGUAGACGCUGUGGCCUUUCUGACAGGAAAGAGGCUCUCGUUGUCCCUGGAGCGCUACAUCCUGGUGGAUAUAGAUGACAUCUUUGUGGGCAAAGAGGGUACGCGCAUGAAGGUGCCUGAUGUGAAGGCCCUGCUGGAGACACAAAGGGAGCUGCGCACUCAUGUGCCCAACUUCACAUUCAAUCUGGGCUUCUCAGGGAAAUUCUUUCACGCUGGAUCCGACGAGGAGGACCUGGGAGACGACCUGCUCCUUUCGUAUGUGAAGGAGUUCUGGUGGUUCCCUCACAUGUGGAGCCACAUGCAGCCCCAUCUGUUCCACAACCAGUCUGUGCUGGCUGAGCAGAUGUUGCUCAACAAGAAAUUUGCUAUGGAGCAUGGGAUCCCCACUAACAUGGGUUAUGCUGUGGCACCCCACCACUCAGGCGUCUACCCUGUCCACAUGCAGUUGUAUGACGCCUGGAAGAAGGUGUGGGGCAUCAAGGUGACCAGCACAGAGGAAUACCCGCACCUGAAGCCUGCUCGUUUCCGGCGAGGUUUCAUCCACAGCGGCAUUAGUGUGCUGCCCAGGCAGACUUGUGGUCUUUUCACACACACAAUCUUUUAUAAAGACUACCCAGGCAGUCCGAACGAACUGGACAAGCUCAUCAAUGGAGGAGAGCUCUUCCUCACUGUCCUACUGAAUCCUAUUAGUAUCUUCAUGACCCAUCUGUCCAAUUACGGGAACGAUCGCCUAGGCCUGUACACCUUCAAAAGCCUGAUGAUGUUUGUCCAGACGUGGACCAACCUUAAGGUGCAGACCCUGCCACCUGUUCAGCUGGCUCAGAAAUACUUCAGCCUGUUCCCUUCCGAGAGAGAUCCACUCUGGCAGGAUCCUUGUGAGGACAAAAGGCACAAGGACAUCUGGUCCAAAGAGAAAACAUGUGACCGCUUCCCCAAGCUGCUUGUGAUCGGGCCUCAGAAGACAGGGACGACAGCGCUCUACCUGUUUCUUGGCAUGCACCCUGACCUGACCAGUAACUACCCCAGCAAGGAGACCUUUGAGGAGAUCCAGUUCUUCAAUGGGCACAACUACCACAGAGGCAUUGACUGGUAUAUGGAGUACUUCCCCCUGCCCUCCAACACCAGUUCAGACUACUACUUUGAGAAGAGUGCCAACUACUUUGACUCUGAGGUGGCCGCUCAGAGGGCUGCAGCUCUCCUCCCCAAAGCCAAGAUCAUCACUAUCCUCAUCAACCCCGCAGACAGAGCCUACUCUUGGUACCAGCACCAAAGAGCCCAUGAUGACCCAGUGGCAUUGAAAUACUCCUUCCAUGACGUCAUCACUGCAGGCCACGAUGCUCCAGUAAAACUACGGGUCCUCCAGAAUCGCUGCCUCGUGCCAGGCUGGUACGCCAUCCACAUGGAGCGCUGGCUCAACUACUACCACUCCAGCCAGCUGUUAGUCUUGGAUGGACAGAUGCUAAAGACUGAACCUGCUUCUGUCAUGGAUAAAAUCCAGAAGUUUUUGGGCCUGGCCAACAUCAUCAACUACCAUAAGAUCCUAGCGUUCGACCCUAAGAAAGGCUUCUGGUGUCAGCUGCUGGAGGGGGGAAAGACCAAGUGUUUGGGGAAGAGUAAAGGACGCAGGUACCCUGACAUGGACCCUGAGUCCCAGGCAUUCCUCAGGGAGUACUACAGGGAUCACAACAUUGAGCUGUCCAAGCUACUCUACAGGAUGGGUCAGCCUCUGCCCAGCUGGCUCAGAGAAGAACUGGUCCACACGAGGUAGCAUCACCACAGGAGGAGCCCACAGCUCCGCUCGCUGAACCGCCGCUUGACCCUGCUUGGGAUUGGGGUGGUGGUGGUUGUAGGGGGGACUUGCCAUGUGGCCUGAUAUGUUGAAGAUCCCAAAUAGUUUUGAAAGAGAGUGAAGAAUAUGGAGAUUGAGGAUGGGAUGCCCAGCUCAAACUCAAAACUUAACCACGAUCUUCCCAAAUGGUAAGCAAGAAUAGAGCAUAGUUGCUUUCAGCAGCUGAUAGCUCCGCCCUCUCUUCCUGAGCUUCGGGAUCCCGUUACUCCCCUGCAGGACAAACCAGGACCAUGGAGCCCUAAUGAAUGACCUCCAGUGUAUCCUGAAGAAGAAGAAAAAUUCUCAGUGGUGUGCAGGAGAUAACUUCACUGUUUGAUAAUCACAGCCCUGCUCUCCUCAAUCAAACCUACUUGUCUUCACGUGAACUUCUUGAAAAUCAAAGAAAGGAAAAAAAAAAAGUCUGAGGCUUGAGCAGUCUUGACCGUUUCAGCUUUAGGAAACAAGUGAAAGUGAUGAACAUCUCCUUCGUCUCCAUCAAUGAAGUUGUGUUGGGGAUAGAUUUGAAGAGGCAGCAUAACAUUGACUAAAUGAAUGACGAUGAUGGACAGAGAGACAUUGGUUGCAAAUGCCUUUGACAUAAGUGAAGUGUUAGUAUGGGAGGAGAAUGGGACAUUUGAAGUCUUGACUCAGGCUGCAUGUUGUAGCCUCACUUGAUAGGCCUUGGUAGAAUCUAGUUAUCGCAUUUACAAGUGCCAGGAGAGAAUCUUCAUUAAAAUAUUACCAUGUGCUCUUUUGAGGGGUUUUUUUGUUUUGUUUUGUUUUGUUUUUUUCAAGUUUUAUGGUUUGUUUUCUUUACUCAGAUUUUGUUUUAACAUUUCUAUAAUGCCGAUAGCAAUGCAUUAUUGUAGAAUGUACCAAAACUAAACAUCUUAGCUCAGUUUUCUCAUGAAGACCAGAUGUACAGUAGGCCGGUUUGUUAAACUGUUUGACUCAGCCAUGAACAGUAGGAUAGAUGUUGAAAGCACAAUAUUUAAGGCACUCAAGUGAGCAUAACAGGUUACUGGAAAGCACACUAACAAAGUGAAUCCUGCUACAAUCUGUGAAGAAGAUCAUAAGCUAGCUGCUGUAUGUUUAAUGAAACACUCUGGUCCAACAGAUUCAGAUAGUAUACAGAACAAGAUUGUUCAUUUCAAAUGUGUUCUCAGCAUUGUUUUUCUUUUUCUUUUCUUUUCUUUUUUUUGUCAAAACUGUAUAUUUUGUCCCAUAUUUUGUCAUUUCACUCACUACAUGACUUUAUGUUUGGAGGAGUGUGGGGAGUGUGCUGUCUCUGGGAAAACAAAAACAUUAAAAGUUUCCAGGAAAACCAACAGUAUGCCCACUGAGACCGUACGGACGUUUGGUUGUCGAUCGAGGUGUUACCACUGCAACUAGAUGUCAAGCAUAGAUAACAAAAAGCUGCUCUUAUUGCAAUAGUUUUGUACAAUGUUCUGAUGUAAUAACAAUGCACAUGUUGGUCCUUUAUUUCCAGACUUUGUAAUGUACAUAAUACGCAACCCUCGGUAGACCUAAAUUAUUGAAUGUGUUUCGGUUUACACUCGCCAUCAGCCCAUUCCCAUAGUGUGACAAGUCAGUGCUGUACUGAGGGGAGUUUUGGAAUACUUCAUUGUGUGGAGGUUCGUCGCUAAGAUUGUUUCCUCUCAUGUCCUCUCACUGCCAACUGUUGUAAACAGGUACUGAGUCUCUCCAUAUAAAGUAUUAAGUGAUAACACAUAACAGCAAUGAUGGUACUAAUCUCCUGGACUGUAUGAUAAAGAUUUGUAAUUGUUGUCAAUAAUUUUUACAGUGUAACUAAUAUUGUCGGUGCUUUUUAAUUUGCAAAUAAAACACCACUGUAUUUUUCAGUA
This is a messenger RNA of Scatophagus argus, 5622 nucleotides long. RefSeq names its product N-deacetylase/N-sulfotransferase (heparan glucosaminyl) 1a (gene ndst1a). Gene Ontology annotation, molecular function: heparan sulfate N-sulfotransferase activity; deacetylase activity. The record is from RefSeq and is a predicted model, not a curated record. Gene Ontology annotation, cellular component: Golgi apparatus. Lineage: Eukaryota; Metazoa; Chordata; Actinopteri; Scatophagidae. The transcript is spliced from 16 exons. The coding region runs from base 1028 to 3697 and encodes 889 amino acids.